Molecule: messenger RNA, 1917 nt
Organism: Rotaria sp. Silwood1
Lineage: Eukaryota; Metazoa; Rotifera; Eurotatoria; Philodinida; Philodinidae
Source: the annotation of a GenBank genome assembly
AUGAUUGAAGAUACAUCAUCUCCAUCAUCAUUAAAUUCAUCGACGAAUACAAAUGGAAGUUUAUCCCCAUCGUCAUCCCAUCAGUCACUUGGCAUAUCAUCAUCAAAUCAGAUGUCUUUUCCUUGUUGCGUAUUCCGUUGUCGACCUAAUUCGCAUCCGUUCCAAGAACGUUGCAUUCCAUUAAAUGAACAAGUUAAAGUUGGCCGAGCUGUUGCUCGUCUUAAAGCUCUUCCAAAUAAUGCCAUCUUUGAUUGUAAAGUUCUCUCACGUCAACAUGCUAAACUUUGGUAUGAAAAUGGAAAGUUCUUAUUACAAGAUACAAAAAGUUCAAAUGGUACAUUUGUUAAUAAUCAACGAUUGGGCAAAUGUAAUGAAGAAAGUUUACCAUUUGAAAUUUAUUCUGGUGAUAUUAUUCAAUUUGGUGUUGAUGUUACUGAAAAUAAUCGUAAAACUACUCAUAAUUGUAUUAUCAUUGAAGUUAAACUCUAUCAUAGUGAUGGUAAUGAAGCACUACCUCGAAGCCCUAUCGAUCGAUCUUUAGGUCAAAUAAAAGAUGUGGAUAUCAAUACUCAAACUUUAUAUCAAUUAGCUCAGUAUCUUCAAGAAGCUAUGCAUCGUGAGCAAAUGCUCGAACAAAAAUUAGAAUAUCUUCAAGGUGUAAUACGUGAUACACAACAAGCAUCGAAUGAAGGUUGGCAAGCAAUUAUUGAUGAAGAUCGUCUUCUAGCACGUAUUAAUGCACUUGAAGAUCAAAUUCGUAUUUAUCAUACUAAACAUCCAAAUGAAGAUGCACCAACACAAGAAAUAGUUCAAUUAAAACAAACACAUUGUAAAUUUGAAAAUGAAUCAAAAGAAAAAUUAGAAAAAGCGAUACUUGAACGAGCAGAUGCUAUUAGUCGUAGUAAAUCUUUAGAAUGUUCAUUACAAAUGGCGCAAGAUGAACUUAAAAGAUUUGAAGAACAAAAUGAACAACAUAAACAAGAAAUUCAGCAACUUGUACAAUCACUUGAUGAACAACGCUCUCUACUGGCGGAAUUCGAACUUAAAUUUAGAGAGUCUCAAACCCGAUGUACUGACCUUGAAAAUGAACGACAACGAAUACAAACUGAAUUUGAAAACUAUUAUCAACGAACACAUCAUUUAGAAGAAUUACAACAACCAUCUCCAACCAGUAAUAAUUCAGAUCAAAUCAAUCAGAAUGGUUUGAAUAAUAUCGAAACACAUGGUCGAUUUCAUGUACAAUCUUCAUUAAAAGAUCCACUUUUAAACAAUGAACAUACAAAUAAUACUGAUGAUAUUCCAAUUCAAACAGAUAAUGCAGAAAUAGAACAAAUAAAUCAGUCCAUAAAUUCCCCUGAACAACAUAAAAAUGACGAACAACGCCAAACAAUCAUUCCAGUGGUUCAAAUUAAUUCAGUAAUAAAUAAUAAUCAUAAUGAAGAAGAAGAUCAUUCGAAAGUAACAAGUUCUGAUAAUAUUGAUGAACAAUCAUUAUCAACAGUUUCUUCUAUAACGAAUGAUGUAUCUUCGAUAAAAGAUACAAAUGAAGAACAUAAUUUAGAAUUAAUCGAAGCACAGAAACAAAUUGAACUACUUCGUGAACAUUUAAAUGAAACAAAUGAUCGACUUGCUUCUAUGGAAGAUGUACAUAGAAAUGAACAAGAACGAUAUCGUUCAUUAACAUUAGAAUAUGAUUUAAUACGUGAUGAACUUGUCCAAUUAAAACAACGUUCAAUAAAAGAAAAGAAUGAUAAUAAUCAGUUACUUGAAAAACAACAAGUUGAACUUGACCAAUUAUCAAAAUCUAUUGUAUCAAAACAGAGUGAACAUGAUCAAUUACUAAGUGUUUAUCUCUGUUUUUUUCUUUCGUGUUAUUUGCUCAUUUUUUUUCUUUUCUUUUGUCUUUUAUCAUGGUGA